AGAGCGGCUGUUCGCUGCAGUCUGACGCGGGGAGGAGAGCCUCCGCUGCGGCCAUCUCCCUCCCCCCGCUCGGCUCUGCCCCCGCCAUGAACACCGGGCCGCUCGGGGAGAGCAGCGCGGAGCCGCGGCGUCCAGCGGCCGCGGCCCGGGAGGAGACCCCGGGAGACGAGGCGCAGGGCGGGGAGAGCAGCGCCGGGACCCGGCCGGAGGACGCCGGUUCCGGGAGCCGCCAUGAGCCUGGAGAGGAGGAGCAGGACGGCCGGUACGAGGAGGAGUUAGACCCCAGAAUCCAGAAGGAGCUGGAGCACCUGAACCAGGCCAGCGCCGAGAUCAACAAGCUGGAGCUGCAGCUGGACGACGCUCGCUCCAGCUACCGCCGGAUCCUCACGGACUCUGCCAGGAGGCUGAACGCUCAGGGCUCCCAGCUGGGCGCCUGCAUCGAGAAGGCUCGGCCGUACUACGAGGCCCGGCGGCUGGCUAAAGAGGCCCAGCAGGAGACCCAGAAGGCGGCUCUGCGUUACGAGCGCGCCGUGUCCAUGCACACCGCCGCCAGAGAGAUGGUGUAUGUGGCGGAGCAGGGCCUGCUGGCUGACAAGAACACCAUGGACCCCACCUGGCAGGAGAUGCUCAACCACGCCACCGCCAAGGUGAACGAGGCGGAGGAGGAGCGUCUCCGCAGUGAGCGGGAGCACCAGAGGGUCACCCAGCUGUGUCAGGAGGCGGAGGCUCAGGUCCAGACGCUGCAGAAGACUCUGAAGAAGCUCAUCCUCAAGUCCAAACCUUACUUUGAGCUCAAGGCUCAGUUCAACCACAUCCUGGAGGAACAUAAGUCCAAGGUGGUCCAGCUGGAGGAGCAGGUGUCCGGCGUGAAGACCCAGUACUCCGUGGCUCUGAGGAACCUGGAGCAGAUCAGCGAGCAGAUCCACGCCCAGCGGGGCCGGAGCGGGGCCAUCCGCGGGGGGAGGAGCUCCCCGGUGGGGGCCGAGGCCGAGGUCCGGGCCGGGGCCGGGGUUCGGGUCGGCGACUGGACGGAGGGGGAGAAGACCCGGCUGUGGGUGGAGCGGCACCGGGAGAGCGGCUGGGGGCGGAGGGAGCGGGCCGGCUCCGACUGCACCUCCGUCCUCAGCCUGCAGACCAUCGCCUCCGACCUGGAGAAGUGUGACUCUGUGGAACACCUGGAGGACCUGAGCGACCCCGAGGAGCCCCGGAGGUCCGAGCGGCAGGGCAAGGAGCGGCAGCAGCAAGGGCCGGUGGCGCAGCAUCACCGUAGCCGGAGCCUGUGACGGCCGGCGGCCGCUAGAGGGGCCGCUAGAGGGACUUCUAGAGGAGCCGCUAGAGGGGCUUCUAGAGGAGCCGCUAGAGGGGCCGCUAGAGGGGCUUCUAGAGGAGCCGCUAGAGGGGCUUCUAGAGGAGCCGAUAGAGGGGCCGCUAGAGGGGCUUCUAGAGGAGCCGCUAGAGGGACCGCUAGAGGGACCGCUAGAGGGGCCGCUAGAGGGACCGCCAGAGGGGCUGCUAGAGGGGCUUCUAGAGGAGCCGCUAGAGGGGCCGCUAGAGGGGCCGCUAGAGGGGCCGCUAGAGGGGCUGCUAGAGGGGCCGCUAAAGGAGCCGCUAGAGGGACCGCUAGAGGGGCCGCUAGAGGGACCGCUAGAGGGGCUGCUAGAGGGGCCACUAGAGGGGCCGCUAGAGGGGCCGCUAGAGGGGCCGCUAGAGGGGCCGCUAGAGGGGCCGCUAGAGGGACCGCUAGAGGGGCUGCUAGAGGGGCCACUAGAGGGGCCGCUAAAGGAGCCGCUAGAGGGACCGCUAGAGG
This is a messenger RNA of Salarias fasciatus (jewelled blenny), 1807 nucleotides long. RefSeq names its product SH3 domain-binding protein 5-like. Bases 87 to 1283 code for a protein of 398 amino acids. NCBI's taxonomy places the organism in Eukaryota, Metazoa, Chordata, Actinopteri, Blenniiformes, Blenniidae. Gene Ontology annotation, molecular function: protein kinase inhibitor activity. Gene Ontology annotation, biological process: intracellular signal transduction. The transcript has 6 exons. The record is from RefSeq and is a predicted model, not a curated record. Gene Ontology annotation, cellular component: cytoplasm.